AAUAUUUCCCUCUGGAGGAGUGGUGGAGGGAAGCCUUAUAUAUACAUCACAUUGUCACUUGUUGAUAUCAUUUGGCUUCCGAUUCUACUUCUAUGCCAGCGCUUUCUUCUGGAAAAGCGGAGGAAAACAGUUAGGUUCCAAUCUUCUGUUCAACAUAUUCAACAGUAUACUUUCGUGGUUUCAAAAAAGGAUUGUUCAAUUAGGUGACACUUAGAUUUUCGAAAUGGACGCUAAAGAAUUCAGAGUAAGGGGAAAGGAGAUGGUCGAUUAUAUAGCCGACUACUUGGAGAACAUCCGAGAUCGAAAAGUAUUUCCGAACAAAAAGCCAGGGUUUUUGAAAAAACAGAUACCAGACAGUGCCCCUGUGGAACCCCAAACUUGGAUCGAGAUCUUCGAAGAUGUAGAAACCAUUAUAAUGCCUGGUGUUACACACUGGCAGAGCCCUCAUAUGCACGCAUACUUUCCUGCCCUCAACAGUUACCCCUCAAUUUUGGGGGAGAUGCUUUCUGAUGCAAUCAACAGUCUAGGAUUUACAUGGGCUUCUAGUCCAGCUUGCACUGAACUCGAAAUGGUUGUGAUGAACUGGUUAGCGAAAAUGAUUGGUUUACCCGAGCAUUUUCUUCACAAAACAACAGGACAGACUGGUGGUGGUGUAAUACAGAGCACAGCUAGCGAAGCAACAUUGGUAUGCCUUCUUGCUGGUAGAACAAGAGCCCUUAAACAUUACAGAGCAUUAUACCCUGAAGAAACGAAUAUAACCAACAGACUAGUUGCAUACUGCUCAGACCAAGCACAUUCAAGCGUCGAAAAAGCUGCACUUAUAGGUUUAGUCAACAUUAGAUUUAUAGAAAGUGAUGAUCAGUUAUCGAUGAGAGGAACUGCUCUUCAAGAAGCCAUCACCAACGAUAGAAAAUCUGGUCUACUACCAUUCUUUGUUUGUGCAACGUUGGGAACAACAGGGGCUUGCGCUUUUGAUAAUUUAGAAGAAGUUGGAGAGGUUUGCCAAAAGGAAAAACUUUGGCUUCACAUAGACGCGGCAUAUGCAGGGUCAGCUUUAAUAUGUCCAGAAUUUAGGAAAUGGCUGAAAGGUGUAGAAUAUGCAGAUUCUUUAGCUUUUAAUCCAUCUAAAUGGCUCAUGAUCAAUUUCGAAUGUACAGCUAUGUGGGUCAAAGAUUCCAUCGCUCUACAUGAAACCUUCAACGUAGAUCCUCUCUAUUUACAACAUGAGUAUUCAGGUUUAGCUAUAGAUUUUAUGCAUUGGCAAAUACCACUGAGUAAAAAAUUCAGAGCGUUAAAAUUAUGGUUUGUGAUUAGGAAUUAUGGAAUAAGUGGUCUCCAAAAACAUAUAAGACAUGGUGUAUCUCUCGCAAAAAAAAUCGAAAAUUUCAUCAGAGCAGAUCCACGUUUCGAAAUACCAGCUGAAAGGCAUUUGGGGAUGGUGGUGUUUAGGCUAGUUGGUGACAAUCAAAUCACUGAACUCUUAUGGAAGAGACUGAACUCGCGACGCAACAUCCAUUUAGUACCAGCGUCCAUCAAGGGCAAAUAUGUGAUAAGAUUUACAGUGACGUCUCCAAGAACAACUGAGGAAGAUAUCAUAAGAGACUGGAAGGAAAUCGAUACAGUGGCCACAGAUGUUCUUGGGGAGUUGGACGAGACGAAGAAACCAAAGGUUCCACUUGGAGAUACCAAGACCAAGAACGAAAACUUUGGAACUAGCCUACUCCUUGCUAACUCCCCAAUGUCGCCAAAAAUAGUAAAUGGCAGCUUCGCAGCUAUCUAUGACCAAAAGGACGUCUUGGAGCAAUUUUCCAGGACUAUCAAGUUGCGUCAGAACGCUCAAGACAGUCCAGCAAUGAGGAGAAGGAUCAAGGGGAUAUUGAUGUCUGGAAAGCAGUUCUCUUUAGAUUCCCGCCUAGAUCUUUUUCACGGACUUGAACCUCCCACCAACAGAUAUUCUAUGGCAGAUGAAGCUCCUCUAUUGGAAGAUGAAGAGAAUACGUCAGGUCAUUCUGAUAGUAGCGGUGGAAAACUGUCUCCCAACCACAAUGGCUUACUAGAGGUUCCGUAUCAGCGGAGACAUCGAUCUAAAUCAGUUGAUCAUCACUACACUUGCGGAGACAAUGAUACAACAACGAAGACAAAAAUUUGUAGAAAAUGUGGUCAUGACAUGGAUUAAUCAGUUUUCGUUGUAAACCUUCAAAAAUAUUUAUUCGCACUAUUUUCAGUUAUGUUGUAAAUUUGGAAAAUAUUAUCAUAUUCGUAUAUCUCGAUUGUCUUCUUCUUACUAAAAAAAAAAAUCAAUUUGAGGAGUACUUAUAUCUGACAGACUGAUGGAAAAUGUGAUUAUUGGUCGAAAAAGGAAAAUCGUUUCAAUUCUAAGAUAAUUCAUUGAUCAAGCUGUUUUUGCAUGUUAUGAGGUGGAAAUUUGCCAAAAUUGGCAAAUAUCAAUAUACACAGAGAUGCACAUAUAUUCAGUUAAUAAGUUUAUAGAUGAAAUAAGGAUAUUUCAGUAGAUUUCAUUUUUUUUUCAAGAAAAAAAGAUUUAUAGAUUAAAAUAUAAAACGUCGUUCUUCUAUUUCGUUAUUUUUUAACUGGAUUGUUAGUUAACUUUCAACUGAGUCUCAGAAUUGAUCGAAAAUUAUUAUUUGUCAAGAAUUGUCAAUUAUCUUUAGAUAUUUUGAUAAAAUAUUUCAGUCUGAUUGUUUUUCGAAAAUGAAAAAUUAUAAUCAGAAUGGUUCAUCUUGAGAUAUUUAAUCAAAUUUUUGGCUGGUCUGGAGAUGAAUGAAAAACUCUUGUUUUUUUUUCAAUAGUCUAAUGAUAUUUUGAUCGAAUAAUCACAUAGGAAUAAUAAAAUUUUUGAAUAGGGUCAGUUCAGUAUUGAAUAAUUAUAAUUAGGAAUUGAGAAAAGUGUAAAUGUAUAAUAUAUUGCCUCUUGUAAGUUCGUAUUCACUGCUGUGGAAUUCAAUAAACCGAAGAAAUAUGUGAAAUAAUAAAUGAAAUUCAUUGCACUGA
Harmonia axyridis is the source of this 3012-nucleotide messenger RNA. RefSeq names its product histidine decarboxylase. NCBI's taxonomy places the organism in Eukaryota, Metazoa, Arthropoda, Insecta, Coleoptera, Coccinellidae. The transcript is spliced from 12 exons. Gene Ontology annotation, molecular function: pyridoxal phosphate binding; histidine decarboxylase activity. The record is from RefSeq and is a predicted model, not a curated record. Bases 224 to 2176 code for a protein of 650 amino acids. Gene Ontology annotation, biological process: L-histidine catabolic process; histamine biosynthetic process.